Lacerta agilis (Sand lizard) is the source of this 2022-nucleotide messenger RNA. It is a transcript of the gene CLIP3, whose product is annotated as CAP-Gly domain containing linker protein 3. The record is from RefSeq and is a predicted model, not a curated record. Gene Ontology annotation, cellular component: nucleus; microtubule plus-end; cytoplasm. The coding region runs from base 21 to 1637 and encodes 538 amino acids. Gene Ontology annotation, biological process: cytoplasmic microtubule organization. The transcript is spliced from 13 exons. Gene Ontology annotation, molecular function: microtubule plus-end binding. NCBI's taxonomy places the organism in Eukaryota, Metazoa, Chordata, Lepidosauria, Squamata, Lacertidae.
CGGAAAAACUUCCAGGAACCAUGACCAAAGACGACUCGACGGACCUCCCUUCGGAGGAGGACCACCAGCCGCUGGAAUUCCGGAGCCCUGUCUUGGAGAGGAGGAAGAAAGCAAUGGUCCACCCUUCUGCCCCAGCCCCACUCCCCAAAGACUAUGCUUUCACUUUCUUCGACCCAAACGACCCGGCGUGUCAAGAAAUCCUCUACGACCCCAUCACCACCGUCCCGGAGUUGUUUGCCAUCAUCCGCCAGUGGGUCCCGCAAGUGCAGCACAAGAUCGAUAUCAUCGGCAGCGAGAUCUUGAAGCGAGGCUGCCACGUCAACGACCGCGAUGGGCUGACGGACAUGACGCUGCUGCAUUACGCCUGCAAGGCUGGCGCCCACGGUGUUGGUGACCCAGCCGCUGCUGUGCGCCUUUCCAACCAGCUCUUGGCUUUGGGCGCGGAUGUGACCCUGCGCAGCCGCUGGACCAACAUGAACGCCUUGCACUACGCAGCUUACUUUGACGUCCCGGAACUCAUCCGCAUCCUGCUGAAGGCCUCCAAGCCGAAAGUUCUGAACUCGACGUGUAGCGACUUCAACCACGGAACCGCCCUCCACAUUGCCGCCUCCAACCUGUGCCUCGGGGCAGUGAAAUGUCUGCUGGAACAUGGUGCCAACCCAGCCGUCAGGAACAGCAAAGGCCAGGCGCCGUCCGACGUCGUCCCAGACCCCAUGGACAUGACCUUGGACAAAGCCGAGGCGGCCAUGGUGGCGAAGGAGCUGAAGCAGCUGCUGCUGGAUGCCGUACCCUUGAGCUGCAACCUCCCCAAGGUCACCCUGCCCAACUAUGACAACAUCCCGGGAAACCUCAUGCUCAUCUCCCUCGGCCUCAAACUCGGCGACCGGGUCAUGGUGGACGGGCUGAAGUUGGGCACCUUGCGUUUUUGCGGCACGACAGAAUUCGCCAGCGGCCAGUGGGUGGGCGUGGAGCUGGACGAGCCCGACGGCAAGAACGACGGAAGCGUGGGAGGAAUACGUUACUUUAUCUGCCCUCCGAAACACGGAGUGUUUGCUUCUGUGUCCAAGAUCACCAAAGCCGCCGAUCAGACGCCUUCGUCGGUGACCUCCACCCCACGGACCCCCCGCAUGGACUUUUCCCGCAUGACCGCAAAGGGACGGAAGGAGAAAGACAAGGACAAGAAAGCUCUCAGGAAGAAGUCCUUAUCUGUUGGCAGCCUGGACCGUGAAGGACUGAAGAUUGAGAUUGGGGAUCACGUCUUGGUGGCAGGUCAGAAGCAAGGCAUCAUCCGUUUCUAUGGGAAGACAGAUUUUGCCCCAGGCUACUGGUUUGGCAUUGAACUUGACAAGCCCACAGGAAAACACGAUGGCUCUGUCUUUGGAGUUCGCUAUUUCACCUGCGCCCCUAAGCAUGGAGUCUUUGCCCCUCCUUCCCGAGUGCAGAGAAUCGGAGGCCCCAAAGAUUCCCAGGGAGAUGGCACUUCGGCAAAGAAAGUCCACCAAGUCACUAUCUCACAGCCAAAGCGCAACUUCACAGCAGUCAGAACCCCAAAAGAUAUCACAUCGGAAAACUCCAUCUCUAGGUUACUUUUCUGCUGUUGGUUUCCGUGGAUGCUCCGUGCGGAAAUGCAGUCGUAAACCUACCCGCAGCUCCCUCUUCCCUUUUCCUCUGCUGUUUCUUCGCUCUCCAAGUAAUCAAAGACUGCUCUCCGGUUAUAUUUUGCCCUCAUCAAUCCUCCCCUGAUUGCCGUUCUAGUGAACCCCAGUGCCUUGUUAAAACAUAUUAACACAACCCCUCUAGUAGUUUGUGAGAAAUGCUAUACUUAUACCUUCCGUCCCCCGUUUCCUGGCACUCUACCCAUGGGAUUUCGGCUAAAGCAGGUCUCUCCUGGCACCUCUUCGUUUUCCAGCGUAUUAAUUGGCACCUAAAAGCUCACGCGGUUAGUCGGCUCAGAUGUCUUUAAAUGGAGGACAGAGCCCUAGUAGCUAUGGUUUGGAGAGAAAUCUCUUGACUUCCUCCCCU